Linum trigynum is the source of this 1273-nucleotide messenger RNA. The record is from the annotation of a GenBank genome assembly. Lineage: Eukaryota; Viridiplantae; Streptophyta; Magnoliopsida; Malpighiales; Linaceae.
UCUGUUUAUGGCGGUGGUAGCUGUCCUUUGGCGGAUAUGGAGAUCCAGGAACUGAGUGGUCUUUGAGGGUAAGCAGUUUGGGUUCUCUGCGUUGAUGCGUCAGUUUCAACAACAAUACGAGGAGUGGGUCCGUUUGUCGGUGGAUAGGGUUCCAACUGCGAGUCCUCCUGGGGUGGGUCUCUAUGGGGCGCAUCAUCUGGGACCUGUAGGAGCGGACAAGAUUAUUUGUAUGUGGGAUGGAGCUGUUCGGCGUGGAUCGCACUCGGCUGGAGGGGUGGUUCUUUUCACACCAAAUAGGGCGGUCUGGUUGGUAAAGGGGAUUCAUUUUCCUUGCCUGGAUGACCCUUUGGUGGUGGAAUUGCUUGUCCUCCGCGAGGCGGUUCUGUGGUGCCUUGAGCUUGGCCUGUCAGAUGUGCGCUUUGAAGGGGAUGCCAAGAUUAUUAUUGAUAAGAUUAUUCAGGCGGACGUCAGAGACAAUCGUGUUGGUGCUGUUUUGGAGGAACUUCUGCCAUAUUUUAGUAGUCUCACUGGCUUUAGUGUUCGAUUUGUAGGUCGGCGUAGUAAUAGGGUAGCCCAUAUGGUGGCUCGUAAAGCCCUCUCUUUGUACCCGACCAUGAGUCGUUUCUUUAAUUUUCAGGCCUGCCUGAUUUCCAGGAUGUAACUAUCUUUUGUUCCAAUCAAUAUAGAUUAUCUUUUGUAAAAAAAAAAACAAUUAUCUCACUUAUCUAAAAUUAAAUUAUAAUAAUUCUAGACGAGAAAUUUUACAAUGCUAUAUAGUAUUGGUGUUAUAGGGUUUUGCUUUUAUGGUACAACUUAAAAUUGUACAUUUACAUUAUGAUACAACUUAAAAUUGUACCUAUACUUUUUGUACAAAUUCUUUUACGGUACAACUUGAACUUGUACCUUUAUGUAAUGGUACAACUUCAAGUUAUAAAAUUGUACCAUAACAUAAUGGUACAAAUUACUUUAUGGUACAACCUAAACUUAUACAUUUAAUGUUAUGAUACAACUUUAAGUUGUACUUGUAUAUUAAAACACCAAUACUAUAUAACAUAGUAGAAGCGCUCAAUCUAGACACGACAUAAAAAGCUUUACAUUUCACUCUAUGAGGCAGGACCGAGGAAAAAAUCCCACUGUACACUAGUUAUUAAAAAAAAUUCCCAAAAUACAUAAGUUAUAAAAAAAAUUCCAAAAGUACACAUGUUUGAGCAUCACCGUUUUAGACAAAGGCGGUGAAGGUUAUCACCGCGUUUAAUAAACACGGUGAAAACUU